AAACCCCUAAAAAUAUGACUAGUGUAGAAGCGUUACGUGAUUUAGAAUGUGAUUGUCACCAUCGUCGAUUGCAUAGAUUGUCAAAAUCGUAUGCACUAAACAUCAAAAUUUGUGUGGGAUACUCGUAAUCCUUCUCCAGCUUUCACGCAUUCCACCUUUACAGUUUUCACACCUGACAUGGCGUACCACCAUUGGCACGCAAACGGACAGGGGAUCGCCGUAACCACAGAUAUCCCUGCUACCCGAUCACUAAAACCCCUAAAUUCUCCUUCCAAAUCACAGCAUUCAAACUGGGUUUCACCGGGAGUAGAAAGAGAGAGGCAUGAAGGAAGCAUUGGUGGUUUGCGGAGACAAGAAUUUAACGGUAGGACUCACGAUUUGGGACAUAGAAACAGGGGAUUAUCUUCUUCACAUACCCACAUGUGCUUCACACUUCCAUGGGCUCACUUGUUUGAGAAAUCAGUACUUGGUUGCCUCUCAAAUUCACCUCCCCGGCUCCGUCGCUGGCGGCGUCAUCUUCACCUGGCCUUUCUCUAAGCCACGUUCAUCAUUACGGAGCUAUACCAUUGAAGCCAUUGGGCCGAUUUCAAGCACAAAAGAUGGUAUAUAUGUGGCAGGUGGAGCCAUUUCUGGAAAUCUCUACAUUUGGGAGGUUAUAAGUGGUAAACUGCUAAAAACUUGGCAUGCACAUAAUUCGCCAAUAACUUGUUUGGCUUUUUCUAAUGAUGCUUCUCUACUUAUAUCUGGAUCCGAAGAUGGAAUGAUAGUUGUCUGGCCUAUGAUAAGUUUACUAGAUGAUAAAAACUUAGAAUCCUCUGAUUUAUCACUAAGUGUUUCAACUGAGCAUAAAUCCUUCAUAACUGGACUCUUACCAUCUUCAGCUGUCUCUCAAUCAGUUUUUGUAUCAAGCUCACUUGAUGGCACAUGCAAGGUAUGGGAGCUUGUAAAAGGGACACUUUUGCAAACAUGGUCUUUUCCACAACCGAUAACUGCAAUGGUUCUUGACCCUUUGGAGAGAUUUCUGUUUUCUGGAAGUGCAGAUGGAAGGAUAUUUAUGACCCCAUUUGAUGUUGGAUUGAUGAAGGAGGCUUCCUUUGAUUCAGAGGAUCAAAAAUUGGAAUUGAAUGGACAUAAGGAAUCUAUUACAGCAUUGACUUUUUGUAAAUCCGGUCUUAUUUCUGCUUCUGAGGAUUGUACUGCUUGCUUGUGGAAUGUUAUUGAGGGUGUGAUCAUUCGAAGAUUUAAUCAUCACAAAGGUUUUAUUACUAAUAUGGUUGUGAUCCCACACUCCUCACUCCUCCCCUUGCCACAUCAUCAACGCAAAUUUACUAAUUUGCCCGUAUCAUUACUCCAAAAAUAUCCUCACCAAGAUGAUCCAUCUAAUUCAAGUAUUACCCUUCUUCUACCAUCUUCUUCUACACAACAACAAAUUACUCAUCAGUAUCAAAGUGCCAACUUACUGAAACAACAGAUUAUUGAUUUGGAGGUAGAAAGGACGCCUGAAGCCUUACAGUUGAAAGUGGAAACCAACGUUGAGAAUAGAUUAUGGAUCACUAACAUGACAAAGCAUGUGAUAGAGAUGAACAGUCACUUACAAUCACGUUUGCUUGAUUUGACUCAACUUCGUCUUCUACAAGAUGAAACUCACACAAAAACUAAGUAG
Messenger RNA from Lactuca virosa, 1663 nucleotides. The record is from the annotation of a GenBank genome assembly. NCBI's taxonomy places the organism in Eukaryota, Viridiplantae, Streptophyta, Magnoliopsida, Asterales, Asteraceae.